AAUAAAUUAAAAAUGUAAUAAUCUGAUCCAAAUCAAACCUAAAAUUGGGCUGCUACUACACAAUCAUUCGAAGUCACAACGACACAAUAAUAGUACCCCCAGCAACAAUUCAUCCCUAAUCAAUAGCCGAAUUACUCUUAGCAAAAUUAAUAAUAUGGACAAUAGCCUUAGCAAGUUACUUAUGGACAGGUAAGUCAAUUUGUAUACCUUUUAAGCCUAUUGUUAGCAAUGUUUAUGCUCAACCAGUUCAAGUUGGAACGCCUUACUUAUAGACAGUGAUUGGAAAGUACUAUUAAUAAUUAUUCAGCCAAUUUAAUGCUCCUCCAUCAUUUAAUGCGAAUGGUGCACCGUAUCCUAUUUAAAUUAUAUGUCCAGUCUGCAAAACCUAAGGCAUUACAAAUGUAACAACUGAGAUUGGAGCAGGAACCUACAUGGUUUCAUGCUUAUUAUUUCUAUGUACUGGGUAUAAAAUUAUUUAAUGCUCAAAAGAAUAUUAUGUUGUUGGGUUCCUUGUGUCAUGCCUGAUUGCCAAGACAAAAUUCAUAGAUGUUCAUCAUGUCAAACAGAAGUUGGAAUAAAAUAGUAUGAUAUAUGUUGAACUUAAUAUAUAAUUGAUUUAAC
Messenger RNA from Paramecium octaurelia, 621 nucleotides. The record is from the annotation of a GenBank genome assembly. NCBI's taxonomy places the organism in Eukaryota, Ciliophora, Oligohymenophorea, Peniculida, Parameciidae.